AUGCCGGCGGAGUUAGCAGCGGUGGUGGAGAGAAGCCUCGCUGCUGCCUUGACUCGCCACCAGCAGCUGGAGGAGCUGCUCUCGCAGCCGGACACGUCAGCAGAUGACCUGGCGAGAGCUGGCAAGGAGAUGAGUGAUCUGGCGCCAGCUGUCGCAAUCGCACUGGAGCUGCAGAAGAAGACAAAGGAGCUAGAAGACUUGCACGCCCUAUUAAAGGGACAAGGCCAGCCUUCUAACGAGGACAAAGACACAAACGCAGGGAAGAAGGGAGGCGACAGGGAGGCGAACGAGGAGGAUGAGGAGUUGAGAGCGAUGGUGUGGGAAGAGAUUGGGGUGGUGGGUGGGGAGAGGGAGGCGCUGCUGCGGAGUGCAGUGAGGCGGAUACUGCCAAAGGAUGAGGCGGACAGCAGAGGAUGCAUUGUGGAGGUGCGAGCAGGCACAGGUGGGGACGAGGCAGCCCUCUUUGCUGCUGACGUGUUUCAAAUGUACCAGCGCUUCUGUGCUAAACGGGGGUGGCAGUUUGAAGUUCUGGACGUCACCGAGAUUGAAAAGGGCGGAUACAAGGAAGCGAGCGCGAGCGUGUCAGGGGAGGGCGUGUUUGGGAGGCUCAAGUGGGAGAGUGGCGUGCACAGGGUGCAGAGGGUACCGACCACUGAGAAAUCGGGGAGAGUGCACACGAGUGCUGCUACCGUAGCGGUGUUGCCCCAAGCUGAUGAGGUGGACGUGCUAAUCCGCCAGGAGGACCUGCGUAUCGACACGUAUCGCAGUGGAGGGUGUGGAGGGCAGUCGGUGAACACGACCAACAGUGCCGUGCGUGUCACCCACGUGCCGUCCGGGCUGGUGGUGGCGAUUCAGGACGAGCGGUCUCAACACAUGAACAAGGCCAAGGCCCUCAAGGUUCUCAGAGCACGGCUGUUUGACCUGCAGAGGAAGGAAGCAGAGGCGUCUCGGUCACAGCUGAGACAUGGGCAGAUCGGUUCCGGCGAUCGCUCGGAACGAAUCCGCACGUACAACUUCCCACAGGGCCGAAUCACGGACCACCGCGUGGGACUCACGCUGCACUCGCUGCCACAGGUGUUGCAAGGGGAGGGCCUGGAAACAUUCAUAGAGGCGCUGGAGGCAGCAGCAGAGAAGGAGGCGAUAGAUGGCCUGGCCAAGGCAGGGUAG
Closterium sp. Yama58-4 is the source of this 1167-nucleotide messenger RNA. Lineage: Eukaryota; Viridiplantae; Streptophyta; Zygnematophyceae; Desmidiales; Closteriaceae. The record is from the annotation of a GenBank genome assembly.